AUGCUUUACAAAUUACCAUCUACUACCAAUUUAACAUGGAUUACUACCGAAUUUUCACUUUACAAGGAAUUCAUGGAUGGUUGUCCUACACCGCGAAUCGUCCACGUAGACUGCACCUUCACCAUCAAGUCAACUUCUUAUAUCGACAUGAUUUCAUCUCGAAAGAGCAUAACGCUGGCACUGAGCUCAAGCUCCUUCGUAUCCUUGAACAGUAAGCCUCGCUCGCGACUGGAAUCGAAAACCCAUGUGGUUGACUUCUCUGUGGACGAAAUCUUUGUCCAGUACUCAAUUCCGCAGAUUCAACGACUUCAACAGGAAUAUAAAGCCAACUUCGUCAAGUCCAAGGAUGACUUGCACCAUUUGGUCGGCAGAAAAUAUCGUGACUUGAUCCGAAUUGCCGAAGACAUCGAAGAAUUGAGCACACUGUCCCGCCAGAUCGACUCGCAGUUGACAGACUUGUCAUAUAAGUCUCCCAAUUAUGUGGAAUUCGGAAAGAACAGGUUCAGUAGCUUCAACUCACUCGUUAGAAAGAAGAAAGCAUCCACGUCUCGAAUCACCUCGCAUAAGACCAUAUUGAACAAUGUUAUCAACAACAAACUCAUAGGCUAUGAUCUCAGACUCCAAACUGAUUCCAUUAAGAGAGCCUCCACCUUGGUUGAUGUGGCAAAGCUAUACUAUACUAUAGGGACGUCUUUCAAACGCACACUUAAGGAGAACCCCCACGUGAGCGGCAACUUGUACCAAUUGAAGAACAAUUUCAUUCGCUACUUGGAAUCUAAAAUCUCGUCGUACUCAACACCUUCGAUGGACUUCGUCCAGGGAGGACUCAACAAAGACGAAUUUUUUGUGGCUAAUGUGAAAUUUGCGUUGGCUGAAGGUGAAAGCUUUGAUCUAAUUACGGGCAAUUUCGAUGACGAAGCCCAGGAAGUAUCUGACGAAGAAGACUUCGAAGCUUCCGAAACUGCCUAUCGUGGUUCACCCUAUCCCAUUGUUAAUUACUUGAUUGCAUACAUCAUUGUCAAUCAUGAUGACCCUAAGCUUGACACUUUGGAGAAGAUUACCGCAAAGUUCAUAGAUUUGAGGUAUGACUAUCUUGAGUCUUUUGUUUCCCUGGCACUUGAAUCUGGCGUUCUUAAGGACAGAGCAAUAAACUUUACCAUGAUCUUUCAGUUUAUUGAGGCAACUUGUGGAUAUUUGCAGAAGUUCUUUUUAUCCAGCGAUGGUGUUUCCAACGAUCUCCAAACUCAACUUCAAUACAUUGUGACUUGGAACACUUCUGAUUUGAUUGGUUUCCACAACUGGUUUGAGGAAGAGUCUGUGGCAUUUAAUAAGUUUUCUUACCAAAUGCUUAGCUCGGAGGUGAUAGAAAGUAUUCAAAGUAGGCUUUCCAAAUUUGGAAAUUUUGUUUACCAGCUUGGGUCCAAGCUCGUGUCUGAGACAAAUCAUGGAACAGUUUCCCAAAAUGCCACCAAUGUUUUGAACCUAUUCUACAUGUUUGCUUAUGAGCUUCGAAAAUGUGAAGUGGUUUUCUUAUCCAAUUCCUCUGUGUGUUAUUUAACCAAGCUUCUUUCAGAGGAGAAUGUUGUUAGUAAGCUUCUUCAUGAUGUGGUGUUAUCAUUUGAAUCUAACUUUGCUGCUCACCUCGACUCUUUAACUAAGUCCGAAAAUUCAAUCAUGAGCCACAUUGUGACUGAGUUUGGAACACAAUCAGCAUUAUCAUCAGCCGCUGAACUCUUCACACCCGAUUUUGUCAAUAUGAUUGACGUGGAUGUGGAUCUUUAUUUUGAAUCUGUUCUUGAAAUUUCCUCAGCUUCAAAUCCAGUUUCAGAAUUGGAGACGGCUAGAAACUCAUUACAAGAGCUCAAACAUUGGUUCUACGUGCUUGAGGAAUUGCUUGAGGCAACCAAAAUGUCAGCUGACAACAAUUUGGCAACGAUCUCGCGUAUAUUAAAGAAAGAGUUUAGAGAAGUGGAAGGAGUGACGAAAACAUGGGGGCAAUUCAGCUCUGAUACAUUCCAGUCUUCAUUUUCCGCCCUACACAAGAAACAAAUUGACUCAAGCAGAUCUGAAAUCGAGUCUCUUAUUGAAAAGAUUUCCUCUACAUUGGACGGUUCCACUCCUGGUGCUGGAAGUUUACAAUUCCUUCUCAAUUUGCUUAUUAUUCUUAAGGAUAAUGUUGUUGCUGUUGGGGAACACCCAGAAGUUGCUACCCUUGACGAUCAAAUUUCAAAACAAGUUUUGACCAUCUACAAGCAGAUCUUUUCCGAAAUUCUUUCCAUAGAACCGGAGGGCAGCCAAGAUUCGUUCAGAUCACUUCUUCAAGACUCUCUUGCUCUCGUUUCAAAUCUAGAUUCAUCCACAGUACCAGUGAGACCACAUUUGGCAGUUCAUUCCACUGUGUUUGAGCUUGCUUACAAUUUACUUAAGUCUCCGAGAUUUCGGCAGCAUGAAAUGUGCAAUAUGUACACUGACACUGGAGUCAAAGAAUACUUUGUCCUGGUGAAGAACGAAUGGAUCAAGAGCGAUCUCAUUGCUACUCUCCUAAUCACUUCAUCUGAGAAACCUAGCACUCUUGAUCAGGAUAUUACGUCGGCUGAAUCUCUCGAGAGUGUAGCAGAUGCAGAUGUUGAGACGGAGUUUGAAUCUCAAGUAUCAGUCCAAGGGAAAGGAACAGAGAUUGAAGUGCCUGUCCACGAGGAGACCACUGACAAUGGGAACAUGGACGACGGAUGGACACAAGAAGAAGAUGGAUGGGCACACGGAGAAGAUGGAUGGGCACAAGAAGAUGAAUGGCCAGAUGAGAAGUCGAAUGGUCACACUGAAGAGCAACCGCAGGAAGAGAUAGAAUCCGAACCUGCUGACACCGAGAGAGCUAGUGAGACGACUACAGAAGCAACAAGUGCUGACAACGAAACCGUGGAUGAAUGCAUUUCAGAGUCCGUCGAGAAGACAACAGAGAAAGUUCCGUCAACUUCCCAAGCAUCCAAUGAACGUGCCAGACAAGCAUUGGCAAAUGCCGUUUUCCUUCUUAACUUGACGAGCGACGAGAACAUUGAUGCCUCGGAUGCAUGCCUCAAGAACCUCGUCUCAUCUCUUGAAAAUAACUUCGGAGUCGAGCUUGAACACUCCACGGUUGCAAUCAUUGUAAGAGGAGUCAAUGAGUUCUACAAAGCGAACAAGGAGAUGUACUUGCCUUUGCUGGUGAACUAA
Messenger RNA from Sungouiella intermedia, 3210 nucleotides. Lineage: Eukaryota; Fungi; Ascomycota; Pichiomycetes; Serinales; Metschnikowiaceae. The record is from the annotation of a GenBank genome assembly.